Messenger RNA from Camponotus floridanus (Florida carpenter ant), 3092 nucleotides. RefSeq names its product DEAD-box helicase Dbp80 (gene Dbp80). Gene Ontology annotation, biological process: poly(A)+ mRNA export from nucleus. The record is from RefSeq and is a predicted model, not a curated record. Gene Ontology annotation, molecular function: ATP binding; RNA helicase activity; RNA binding. The transcript has 8 exons. Bases 144 to 1592 code for a protein of 482 amino acids. Gene Ontology annotation, cellular component: cytoplasmic stress granule; nucleus. NCBI's taxonomy places the organism in Eukaryota, Metazoa, Arthropoda, Insecta, Hymenoptera, Formicidae.
UCAAUUCGUGACUCCAACCGAUCACCAUCACGACGUCGUUAGCCAUUGCCGAUUAAUAUUUGCCGAGUUAAUCGACCAGUUAUUUUAGCAAGUAUCAAAGCAUCCAACGGACAUAAAUCGUGAAAAGAUAAAAACUGACGGAUAUGGCUUCGACUAAGGUCGACUGGGGUCAAUAUGCUGACGAACAAGACAAAUUGGCAUCAAAGGUGACGAAUUUGAACUUAGAUCAAACCAAUGCUUCUGCACCUAUAUCUAUUGUAUCUAUAAAUGAUGGAGAUGCGAGGAGCGAGGAUGAUACAUCGGAAGAUCAAAUUUCACCGGCAGAAAAAUCACUUCUUCAAAAAAUUAUAAGGAAAGGAUUAGUUGAAACGACGAAAGACCCAGAGAUUCAAAGAAAGGAUCCACAGUCUCCGUUAUAUAGUGUCAAAUCAUUCGAAGCUCUUCAUCUUAAGCCUGCAUUAUUGCAAGGAGUAUAUGGUAUGGGAUUUAAUGCUCCCUCCAGAAUUCAAGAAACUGCUUUACCUACCUUACUUGCUGAUCCACCACAGAAUAUGAUUGCCCAAUCUCAAUCUGGAACUGGUAAAACUGCUGCAUUUGUACUAGCUAUGUUGAGUCGGGUGGACACUACAAAAGAUUAUCCACAAGUACUUUGUUUAUCGCCAACUUAUGAAUUGGCGAUCCAAACAGGCGAAGUAGCAGCAAAAAUGUCACGCUUUUGUCCUGAAAUAAAAAUAAAAUACGCCGUGAGAGGAGAAGAAAUAAGUCGUGGAUCGAAAAUCACCGAACACAUAAUUAUAGGAACCCCGGGUAAAGUGUUGGAUUGGGGACAAAAAUUUAAAUUUUUUGAUCUCAGCAAAAUAUCUGUUUUUGUAUUGGAUGAGGCAGACGUAAUGAUUGCUACACAAGGUCAUCAAGAUCAAUGCAUCCGCAUACAUAAAUUACUUCCACGUACAUGUCAAAUGAUGUUCUUUUCUGCGACAUAUGAACCAGAAGUGAUGAACUUUGCAGAGAUCAUAGUCAGUAAUCCAAUAAUAAUUAAGCUGUUAAGACAACAGGAAAGUUUAGACAAUAUUAAACAGUACUACAUUAAAUGCAAAAAUGUGGAUGAAAAAUAUACAGCUAUUACUAAUAUUUAUGGUGUAAUAACAAUUGGACAAGCUAUUAUUUUUUGUCAUACGAAAAAAACAGCCAGUUGGUUAGCAGAAAAAAUGACAAGAGAUGGACACGCAGUGGCGAUACUUUCUGGUGACUUGACAGUUGAACAAAGAAUUUCUGUGCUAGAUAGAUUUAGAGCAGGACUUGAGAAAGUUCUCAUCACUACAAAUGUUUUAGCCAGAGGUAUUGAUGUAGAACAGGUGACGAUAGUAGUUAACUUCGAUCUGCCGAUGGACCAAAAACGGCAAGCCGAUUGUGAAACGUAUUUGCACAGAAUCGGCAGAACAGGUCGAUUCGGUAAAUCGGGGAUUGCUAUCAAUUUAAUUGACUCGCCACAUGCAAUGCAAUUAUGCAAAGAUAUAGAAAACCACUUUGGCAAAAAAAUUCAUUAUCUAGAUGCGGAAGAUGCAGAUGAAAUAGAAAAAAUCGGCGCUUAGACAUAGACAUUGCGAACAUGCUUAUGGAUACAUCGAUAGGCUUAAUAUAUAUAUAACAUUUUUUAAAACGGACUUCUCUCUUUGUAUUUUGAAUAUGAAAUAUUUCUUUUUUACAUACACACACAUACACACAGACAUAACAUUCUUACAAUAAAAAAUUGUUUCUUUUUUUUUUACUUUCUGUUUUACUUCUUUUACUCUUUUUCUCUACCUCUUGCAGUUAGAUUUUGUAUAUUUCAUUAGUUUGAAAUGUAAUGAUUGGAUAAGAAAUGUAGGAAUAAGAAUAUUUUUAUAUGCCUGUGCUGAAAAUUCACACAUGCAUGUAGGAAACAUUAAUCUAUUUAUUUAUUGUAUUGAGAUUUUGUUCAAUUUUGUUUUUCAAUGAAAAGAACUUAAAGUUUUCCAUUUGACUGUAUAAUUCUAUGAUGUGCUUGACUAUAUAAUUUUAUAAAAAAAUAAUAGAUACGAAUAUUUUGAGUUUGUGUAAGAUGAAAAUUUAUAAAAGCAUGAAAAAAAUGAAAAAUUUUUUCGUUAAAUUUAUCCUCUUGAUCGCAUUUGAUCAGCCUGAAUAUCUCUUUGGAUGUUUAUGAUCAGAAAAUAAUAGUAAUUUAAUGAGCAUAAUAUUCUGAAAAUAUAAAUGUCAAUGGAUAUUUAAGAUGAUCACAUCGGAAUAGGCCCGCAUGUAAAAUCUUUGUAACAUAUUUCUUAUACAUACAUAUAAUCAAAAAAGAUUGUUUUGACAUAUUUAUAAGUCAUAUUUCGUGUUUUGGUCUGAUACUACUAAAAAAAGCAAAUGUAUAAAACAAGGAUAUAAUAAGAAUGUUUAUAUUCUAAUAAAAAUUUCCAUUUAUAAACUCUUCUUAAUUAUUUACUUAUCUGCAACAAUAGUUUGUAUAACACGCACACAUAAAAAGAAAAAUUGUAAUUUAAACAUACUUUUAUUAAAGCAAAGAAAAUAAACCUAAUUAUAAAAUUAUGAGAAUCUAAAUAAUUAACCUUCCACAAUUAACAUAUACAUUCAUACUUGGACAUCUUUAAUGAAUACUAUAACUGAAAAACUAUAUGAAAUAUUUCAAACAUUGAACAAAAGUUAUCCGUUUUUGUUUUUAGUUUUAUGAAACAAUUAUAUCAUUUGGAAUAUGGGAGAUUUAACAAUGGGCAAAAUAAUUAAUUUUAUUUAAAAAUUACUAUAUAAUUGAUUAAAUUGUUAAUUGGCCACAAAAUCAUCUGUAUAUAAACAUAUUAACAAGUUUCAUAACGUAGUAAUCGUUUUUACAUUAAAUGCAUUUGUAUAUUUGAAACACUUUUAUAUGCACUACAUGUAUAUUUACUUAUUAAAUUAAGAAAGAAUGACCUGCAUGAAAUAUAUGAUUUGUAACAAGAUUUAACGAUUUGUUACAGAUCUGUAAAACAAAGGCAAUAUGAAACAAAUUGUGUCUUUGAACGAUAGAUUCGUGUUAGAUGCGUCAUGUUAUCACCUGUAAUGUUUCAAAAUACAAA